AUGGCUCCGUGUCGUACGUUGGUUUGGCUCUGUCUUGUUCUGUUUCUGAUGGCGAGUAGUUCUCGUGCGGCCGCCGCAAGAAUCGAAGCGACCAAAGAGAUGAAGAUGAUGAAGAAUAGAAAGAGCUUAGGGUUUGAAUACGUCCAUAUUUUUGGUUACUUGCCCAAAGGUGUUCCCAUUCCUCCUUCAGGUCCUUCUAAGAGACACAACUCUCUUAUUAGAUGA
Arabis nemorensis is the source of this 225-nucleotide messenger RNA. The record is from the annotation of a GenBank genome assembly. Lineage: Eukaryota; Viridiplantae; Streptophyta; Magnoliopsida; Brassicales; Brassicaceae.